This is a messenger RNA of Knipowitschia caucasica, 1311 nucleotides long. The record is from the annotation of a GenBank genome assembly. NCBI's taxonomy places the organism in Eukaryota, Metazoa, Chordata, Actinopteri, Gobiiformes, Gobiidae.
AUGAUGGAAAACUCGGUGGACGACAUGUUCGACGGCUGCAGCGAGAAAAUGGCCAAAAUAGUCAAGAGUGAAUACUUCCCCCGCGAGAUGAAGAGUAAUCCUUUGUUCAGAAAGGCUUGGAAGAAGGCAAAAUCCUGUGCAACACAAAACAAUCAGAGUGUACACAAUCUGUCCAAAGACCAGAUCCAGGCCUUGUGCGUCUACACCGCGGACGAACCCAAUGUCUACACACCACUCAACGAAGCGCUCCGAACCAGUGGACCCCAAUACACCACCCAGGCCUUCCAAUACCACGCUUUAUACUACUGGCUGGUUUCUGCUCUGGAGACUUUGAGAAUUGACAAAGUGUGCCGUGACACUUUCAGAAGAUCCACAAACAUGAAGUUCAAAAUGCUGCUGGUGAUGCUGUGUCUGGUGCAGCCUUCUCUUUUUAUGGAGUUCCAGGCUCAACCCAUUCCUCUGAGCAUGAUGGAAAACUCGGUGGACGACAUGUUCGACGGCUGCAGCGAGAAAAUGGCCAAAAUAGUCAAGAGUGAAUACUUCCCCCGCGAGAUGAAGAGUAAUCCUUUGUUCAGAAAGGCUUGGAAGAAGGCAGAAACCUGUGCAACACAAAACAAUCAGAGUGUACACAAUCUGUCCAAAGACCAGAUCCAGGCCUUGUGCGUCUACACCGUGAACGAACCCAAUGUCUACGCACCACUCAACAACGCGCUCCGAACCAGUGGACCCCAAUACACCACCCAGGCCUUCCAAUACCACGCUUUAUACUACUGGCUGGUUUCUGCUCUGGAGACUUUGAGAAUUGACAAAGUGUGCCGUGACACUUUCAGAAGAUCCAUAGACAUGAAGUUCAAAAUGCUGCUGGUGAUGCUGUGUCUGGUGCUGCCAUCUUUUAAUACGGUUUCCGGACAAAUCAGGCUGAGUUUGAUGGAGCAAUCGAUUGACGACAUGUACGGCAACUGUGAGUCCAGAAUGAAGGAAAAAGUCGAGAAAGUGUACUUCCCCAGAGAGAACAAGAAGCAGCCGUUUAAGGAUGGUUGGAAUCUGGCCAAAAGUCCUGCCAAAAGAAACACUGACCCGAAUCUGAUCACAUUUGGAAGAGAGAGCUGCUUUUACAUCGAGACCUGCUACGGCGCAAACAUCGAAAACUAUUCUCGUCUGGGCGAGAGCGAAGUGCUCAUUCCACCGUAUGAGAAGUUCAAAGUGAUAGAUAUAGCGGAGAAAUCAUACAAAGAGUUCAAAGACUGUAAAACAAUCUUUGUCCUCAAGAAUGCAGAUAAGUUGAGCAAACUGAACUGCAAGGCUGACUGA